AUGGUGGUUGAGCCUAUCCGUCAAAAUGGUCAGGCUCAGUGCUUGACAACAGCCCUCAAAAACAUAUGUCGAGAUUAUCCAGCCGGGGGUACUGUACUUCGGGAACUGUUGCAAAACGCUGAUGAUGCAGGUGCCACGGAAGUGCGAUUUAUUCUGGACGAAUCAACCUAUUCUGUUGGGGAUCCCAAAAAGGAACUCCUCGAUCCGAACCUUGAACAAUACCAAGGCCCAGCUCUCCUAGCAUACAACAACGCCAUCUUUACCGAUACUGACUUUGAAAAUCUUCAAAAUAUCGGUGACUCCUUGAAACUCCAUGAUGGCUCAACGACUGGCAAAUUCGGACGAGGUUUUAAUUCUGUGUACAAUUGGACAGACUCGCCCUCGAUCGUGUCACGGAACCAAUUACUCAUCCUUGAUCCACAUUAUGCAUGGUCUCUUGGUGGCCCUGUUUAUGACUUUGUAAAGAGCUUUGACGACAUAGCAAUCCAAAAUCAUAUGUGUGCUUUUCGAACUGUUAUGGAGCACCUCGAUCAGAAGUUGGACGGGACCAUUAUCCGGAUUCCACUCCGCACCCAGACACAGGCAGUCAAAAGUAAAAUUCAAACCCGGGAAACAACAACUUCUGAAAUCCUGGACGUCCUUCGAAGUUUUGCAUCUGAUUUCGGGAAGAACGGGUUAUUGUUCAUGAGAAAUAUUGAGAAACUCGAAAUUAGAUCUGCCAGUAUGUCGAUCGAAAUUAAGCUGACAGAUGCAGAAGCACUUCGACCACACAAAUUGAAAAUCAACAAUGCAGUGAAAUACGCUCUCGAAAACCCAACAUACUCUUUCGAUCAUUCUUUCGAAAUUGGAAUUGAACAUAGAUCGGCCGGAGAAACAACAAGCACCAAAUUCGUUGUUCAUCACAGCAUACAGUGUGAUCUGAUGAAUGAAACAUUAAGAGCUUGGGCAAAAGACCAGAACUAUAUCCCCUGGGUUGCAAUACAAUCCUCAGAGAUGGUAAACGGGUCUUUCUUCACAGUCUUGCCCCUGCCAAUUGCAACAAACCAGCCUGUCCACAUCCAUGGCCUUUUCAGCAUUUCGCCGGAUCGUGCGAGAUUGUAUCGGUUAUCUGACAAUAGCGCUCAAGACCGAGACCCAGCAAACUGGAACCAGUGGUUGUUGCAGAGUGUGGUUCCAGCAGCUUGGACGAAGCUCCUCAGCUGCAUAGCGAAUCUCUACCCAGAGCAGCCAACCUUUGGAGAGUGGCCUCAAAGCCUUCGCGAUGCCCGAGACCCCUUGAGCAACGCUUUAGAGAAUGUUGUGGCAAUCAUUGAAAAGGAAUCGCUCGCUCUUUGGUUUACAGCUGUGGGCUACAAAAAAGCGAAAGCUGCCCUGCUCGGUACAGGUUUCGAGUCAAUUCGCUUGAGAAACGCUCUUCGAGAAGCACAAGCCCCGGUCGUAUAUGUUCCAGAUCGGCUUCAACCCAUAUCUCAGAAUGUUUUCAAGGACCGCAUUCUGUGCCCCCAGAGCCUUUGUACUUUCUUGAGAAGUGUCAGGGGUCACAUCAAGUCAUGGAGCGAUCAGACAAAGCACGAUAUCUUGGAAUAUCUCUUAUCCAAGCCUGGAUUCAUCGACUACGACGGUCUCGAUCUAUUCCCUUUCAAAGAUGGGACGUAUCGGUCGAUUGGAGAAUCCAUCGCAUACGUUCACCGAGACAGCUUCGAAGAGACCCUCUUCUGCCUUGAGGACUUUUGCAAUCUGGAUGUGGAAAAACUCUCAAAGCCAGCACGACAAGCACUGAAACAUGGCUGUGAAUCCUCGAAAAUCCACCCCUCUAUUCGUUUUCGUUCCGCCAGCUGCCUGAGCAAGUAUUGCCUGAGCAAUAUAUACAAGGGGGUGGCAAAAGAUCAAGACUUCGCUGUUUUGGACAAGGAGGCUGCCGAGGUUGUCACCAAAGUUUGGACGUGGAUAUCCAUGCGUGACAUUCACAUCCUCGAUCAAAAUAUUUCUUGCCUCUGGCUACUUCCGUUAAGCAAUGGCAGACAUCGGAAAGUCAAGCCGAAAGGAUUAUUCUCGCAGGUUUAUUUUGCUCCCCCCGGAGAAGUAAAUGCUCUAAUGAGGAGAUUGGAUGCCAAGAUGUCCUCUAAGUGGUUCCCAUUGCUCGAUAUAGGAGGAUCAGGACUUACUAUGAUUACGGAAAGCGACGGUACCAUGUCAACCCUGUGUGUCCAAGAUGCCGGACGCCUGGUGUUUCUUCUUCAAUGGCUGCAAUGGACAUGGGCCUUGGUUGACCACAUCACCGAUGAAGAAAGAGGCCUGAUUUCGAAGCUUGUCGCAUCGCAAUCACCUCAGGGGCUCAUCGAACCAGACCGCACAGCUGUCGUCGAAGCUUUAAGUCACCUUUCACUUUUCCAGAAAGUGUCGUGGAAAGAAGUGGGGGACAAAAUGUUUCCAGUUGUGACGUGGACCAAUCUGAAGUGCUGUAGCAAAACUAUCGGACUUCUCGACGACAGCAAUCCAGUCCCUCAGAUUGAUAAUGUUCAGUUCGUAUCAGCAACCCGAUCAAACUCUUCGAGCCAACUGCUUCAAUUCCUUGGACUCGAUUGUCUCGGACCCGCUCAAUUAAUACAGGAUCACAUAAUUCCUGUCUGGCAAAGUGGCAAAGCCCGCAAUUGGACCUCCUCCCGGAAAGAGCAGAUGGCAGAAUUCGUGCUUGGCCAUUUUUCUCUCCUGUCUCUUGACUUUCAAGCCAGGCUGCGAGAAAUUCCUAUGGUUCCCAUUUCUCGGUUGGAUGGAAAAGAUACUUCCAAGUUUGCAUUAGCCGCCGAUCUCAUUGAUCCAUCUGUCGCUGAGCUAAAGGGACUCUGUUUCGAUGACGAAGAAAUAUUUCCAAAGGCAAGUUUUCUUCGGAGAUUUAAUGCUGCCUUGAAAGGCUGUGGCCUGAAGACUACAGUGGAUGAAUCCGUCGUCGAACAUCGAAUACGCUGCUAUGCAAGCACCAACCGUUCGUUACAACUGAUACAGAUGCGGGCUCAUGAGCUGUUGAAAUCUGUCUGUUCCUGGACGACGCCAUCAGGAAGCCAUGCUGGAUCAAACCUGCAACGCCUAAAGUGGCUUCCGGUUGUUGAUCUCAGCGGCACUCUCUCACUGAAGACUUCAGUUGAGUGUCGUGGCUUUAGAGAUCGAUUGCUAGUCAGUUCGCAGCUCCCGGUUCUUGAUAUGCCGAUCUCCGUGGAGUGGGAAAGACGCUUAGGCUGGCAUAAGAUAUUACCAAGCCGUGUUUUGCGCUCGCAGCUCGAGUUUGGUGUUCAGACCAAAGAUCGAAAGGUUGUUGACGCAGUCUUCAGCUACAUCUCCCAGAACGGCCUUGUCGAUACGUUAGCCAGUGAUUUGACGAGGAUUUCUUGUGUUCUUGUCAACAGCGGGAUGUUCGUCACACCUUCGCAAGCCUUCCGUCCUCAGAGAUCUAUUGCUGGCUGCGACCGUCUCCAACCAUAUCUUGCAAACGUUGAAAACAAGUUCUGGCAAGACCACAAAGAUCUUCUUAUCAAGCUUAAAGUUGGAGAUCAGCCACAGUUAACUGAUCUACUAAAAGUCCAGGCGAUAUUAGAGACAAAACUGCCGCUUGAAGAAUCCGAUGUGGCUGUUGCAAUCGAAAUCGUCAACUUAGCCAGCAGAAUUCCGAGAGAUUCCUUGACUCAACUCAAAGUUCUUAGCGCAGCCGGACAGCUCUGUCCAAUUCAAGAUAUCAACUAUGACGAUCUUGGACCUUUAAAGCCAAAGGAAAAGGUCAACAUUACUCAUCCAGACGUCCCUCGUAGAACAAUCGAACGACUUAAGAUUGGGGGUCUACGGGAGCAAUUGCUCAAAGGGAUAUUGGAAAUUGAAGAAGUCGAUGAUGAGGACGAGUUUGACCAGCGGGAGAACGUGACGACACGUAUUGCAGACACUUUGGAUCGAUAUCCAGUUGAAACGACAUUCAGAGAAUAUCUCGCAAACGCGGAUGAUGCUGAAGGAGCGUCACGCAUCAGCUGGCUGUUGGACAAAAGAGAACACCCUGUCGGCAAGCUUCUUACGCCCGAGAUGAUGAAGUUUCAAGGGCCAGCCUUUCUGGUUCACAAUGAUGGAGGCAACGAAAGUGACUUCAAAGGCUUCAAAAAUGUGGGUGAAGGUAGCAAAGCACAUGAUAAGGCAACUAUUGGCCAAUUUGGACGAGGAUCUCAGACGAUGUAUCAUUGGACAGAUGUCCCGAUGAUCCUGUCUGGGGAAUGGUUGCUCAUCCUUGAUCCACAGCGAAAGGUUUUACCAAGAAACCAGAUCAACGGAAGAUGUAUGGCAGGUGUCAAACUAAAACUGUCGAGGUUGCGAAUUGCUUGCGGAGACCAACUUGUCCCAUUUGAAGGAUUAUGGGGCUAUACACAAAGCCUUGACAACUACCCCGGGACGAUUUUCCGCUUCCCAUUGCGCAACACUGUGAGCUCUUCUGGAUCCGCCUUGAGAAACAGCAAGACAGUUGUGGAUGAGGAUGAGGUCUGCAAGCUCAUGAAAACAUAUUUUCACGAAGCUCGCACAUCUCUACUGUUCUUGAGACGAAUCAAAUCGAUAGACUUCGGAAUUCAAAGCCAGCCAGAUUUUGAAUGGUCUAUCACUAAGCUACUGGAUGUGGACGAGGAUGUCGAUCAAUUCUCCAAGCCUGUCGUUUGUCAGAUUACCUGGAAAUCGAUUUUUGGUACUCAACUGACUGGGAAAGACAAAUGGUGGGUCGCAAUUGAGGAUCUGCUUCCGGAGGCCGACCGAUUGCCGGACAGCUCGAGGAGGGAAAUGAAAAAUGUUGAGUGCGGGAUUGCGGCGCUGAUAUCUUCAAAAUUCGACACUCUUAGUUCCCCUGCUACGGGCCCAGAGGCUAGCCGGCCAAGGAUGUUCAGCACACUCCCAUUACCAACAUCUUCGGAUCUUCCGGUUCAUAUCCAUGCCACGUUUUCGCUCUCUGGUGACCGGCAGUCCAUCGCGAUUGACGACUAUGGGACGAAAUCACAAGGAGUCGGAUGGAACAGAUAUCUUCUUCAAGAAGCUUUACCGAACCUAUACUUGUCAUUCCUCGAUGACAUUUUACCGCAGGUCCGUCAGCGUGUGUUCAGUUUCUGGCCACAGGAAGAGCCCCCCAAAAAAAGUUGCGCAGAGCUUCUUUGUGCAUCUUUCUGGCAAAAAUUGCCCGGGAGUUCACAACGCCUCUUCCCGAAGGCUCAGCCUGCCGUAGGAGCUCCUCAACGCAGACCGCCGGAAUCACUUGAUAUCAGCCGAGCAGUAUUUGACUUCUUAGACAGAGGUCAAUCCAGAACACUUGCUCCGCUCCUCAUGGCGAUGCAAGUGAACCUGGUCCGUGACAUACCAAUAAAAAUCAUGAAACAUCUGAAGGUAGUGCCUGAUGUGAAGUGUGUUACAGGACCCAUGCUACGGGCACUAUUCAAGUCAGAGAACGGCAGAACGAGCCUUCUGAAAGAGAUGGCUCAGAACCCAAACAUCUUCGAUGUGCUUUUUGAUCUACUCAUCCCGGUUGACUCUGAACUUCGCGAUUUGGACGGCUGUCACGUUCUUCCUCUCGCAGAUGGAACAUUAGCUACCUUGAGGCUCGAGAAUUCAAAUGCAGCUGAAUCACCAAAGUAUUUCGUGGUUUCCGAGGACGAAUUGAAGCUCUUCGGAUUCGCAUCAAGACGUUUAGUGAAGUCGGGCAUCGGAACGAUGCUUGAGCCUGUUCUCGACAGUGGAAAGUUCAAUCUUGCUAGAUUGAAACUCUGUGAUGUCAAGAAAUUACUGGAGAUGAAGCCAGUAGUCUCGACCCGAAGUGCAGAAGAGGAUAGAUGGCUCACGGAAUUUUGGAAAUAUUGGAACAGCAACAUUGAUUCUUCUGCGCCCUCAUCAAACAUCGACACCCUUGAGGCCAAAAUAUUCCGAGUAACGACCUUGAGAUUGAAUGGCACCCACUUAUAUACAAGCCCAAAAUUAUUCCAUACACUUCCCGCAGUGGUGGAGCCGUCGAGUGGUGAGCAUAAAAAGCUGUGCGAUAGGUUCCCCGAUCUCUGGCGUUUCAACCCGGACCUAAUGCCAAAAUCUAUGGCGGAUGAAGAGAAGUCAUUCUACUAUGAAGCCUCUUUCUAUCGACUCAUCCGCUCAUUACGAUUGCUCUCAGGUGGAAGUGGAAUUGGAAUGUUCGUGAAAACUCAUUUGGAUGCAGCUAAUCUGAAGAUACUACGAAACUUGGCUAUAGCCCACCUUUCAGCCGAAAUACUAAACCGUGAACCUGGCGGCUUCGUUGGUCUCGGUACCGAUUUGAAGUCGAUUCCUCUCUGGCCGGUUUUCCAUGCAUCAUCCCCGGAUCAAUUGGUCUCUGCAAACGACUCUUGGAUUGCUGAAGAUUCUCGCCUUCUCGUUCCAUGGAUGAAAGAUUGCAGUCGAUUUGUCCUUCCUUCAUUUUCCAGCGAUGCUCGAAACCGUGAUUGUCUGUUGAAACUGGGAGUUAAAAAACUGCCCAUUCAGAUGCUCCUCAGGGACUAUGUACUGCCAAUGCCAUCAACUCUAAGCGCUAUUCAAUGGCAGUACUUUCAACCGCUCAUUUCUGCGAUUGCCAGUAUCGCCGCUCACUCAGAUUCUUGGAAUAGCCUCUUACCGAUAUUGACUGACAGCAAAGUUGCAGCUGAUGGGAAUUGCAAGUUAACAAAGACAUGCGAGAUGUACGACCACGAGGAUCCAAUAUUCAUAUCAGCUUUCAGACACCAAAAAGAAACUCGAUUCCUCCAUAAGAGCGUGGAAGGAUAUCGAUUAUUUUGGCUGAGAUUGGGUCUUCGUCACCGAGCGAACAAUUCCCUCAGUGCUGGAGACUAUAUUCAAUGCCUCAAGGUCCUGAAAGCCCGUCUCAACGCAGGAGAUGCACAAAAUGAUCCACAUCUUGAGCAAGAUUCCCGGACGGUUCUAUCUCUACUGACGUCUCCCCUUUCCAAUAUUCAGAGUUUUGGGGGUCACUGGGAUGCCAUUGCAAGGGAGAGAGUGUUUCGAUCCAGGACAGACUUCAGCACCGAACCUCAGUAUAGGCGAGAUACCAUGGCUACGUUGGCUACUGAUGAGGAGUUUCUACAUCUUUCUGACGUCAUUUUAUAUGAGCAUGUGGCUAUUUGUUGGACUCAAACUCCAUUUGUCGUUCACCAACCGACACGAGAAGUGCUUGGUAAACUUACCAGCCACGGCCAGGCUGGUCGCCCGGAUAUCGAUAUGGUUUGGCAGCACCUGCAAACCAUGAAGAUCUUUUCCGAAGAUCUGAAGCGAGACCAAAUUCAUGACUUCCUCACAGAUCUGGAUCUCACCUACGAAUACCUCCAAGAUCAUCUAGACAGCAGGGACUGGUAUAAUGUAGGAAAUGAGGCCAUCUGGCUGAAUUUAGGCACAUCGGAUCGCGGAACUGUGCAAUUGGAGGAUAUCGCGUCGUCCUGGCAAGGGAUUGAGAACCUGGUUCUAUCCAGUUCAAUCGACUCUGGGAAAAUGAAAGCAGUCAGACCUCGACUGAUGCGUUUCGAGAAGUUGUUGAGAGGCAUGGGCUGCCGCUCCAUUACCUACCCAACCGUCACACGACCCACUCUCCACCUUGGUUGUUCAGUGUCCAAAUCACUACGACAACUGAGAAAAGACAAGAAGUUGUUGGAUAUCACCUUUUCGACUGAAGGCAGACUUAUUAAAGCCCACAAGGUGGUGCUAGGCGCAGCGUCGGAAAAAUGUGCCCAGCAAUUCGACAGUCGAUGGAGACAGGAAGAUAUCAUAACAUACGACGAGAACACUGACCCUGACGACUACAUGUCCUAUCACACGCUAUCAACCAUGAUCGACCACGCCUACGAGGAGGAAAUCGAUUGGAAAGAGAUGGAGGUGUUAGAUGACGACGAUGAGGAUGAGAGGGCCACGAAGCUCGACCUACUUCUUGAUCUUCACAAGGGAGCCGACUGCUGGAUAAUCCCUGCACUGAUGUCUCAAGUCGAAGAUAAGAUUUUGGUUGCUGGGAGGGCAUUCGUGAACAUGAGUAAUGUUGUGGAAAUUCGUGAGAGGGCGGAGAUGGUGGGUGCUAAGGUGUUUGAGCGGUGGUGUGCGGAGAUGAUCGAGGAUAAUCAGGAUAUUGUAGACAAAGCCCAAGACGAAAACUAG
This is a messenger RNA of Hyaloscypha bicolor E, 8163 nucleotides long. RefSeq lists its product as uncharacterized. The record is from RefSeq and is a predicted model, not a curated record. The coding region runs from base 1 to 8163 and encodes 2720 amino acids. The transcript has 9 exons. NCBI's taxonomy places the organism in Eukaryota, Fungi, Ascomycota, Leotiomycetes, Helotiales, Hyaloscyphaceae. Gene Ontology annotation, molecular function: Hsp70 protein binding.